AGCAAGUAUUUAAGAAGGGAACGAGUACUAGCAAUACUAAUUAAUAACCAAAGGUUAAUCUCGAAACUUUAUUUUUGCUCAUAAAAGUAUAAUAACUUUUUUUAAAAAAAUUAUUUAUGAAAACAAUCGUACUAGGAAGUGCACUUGUACUUAAACUUCCUCAAAUAUGGUCUGCCCCAGAUGAUAUCACACCCUCUCCCACUUACUACCUUCUUCCCAACUUUCCUCAAAAUAACAAAAAAUUCAACCAUUUUUCUUCUACAAUUAGAAACUACUUCUUCCUGUACUUUCCUCCAUUUUCUCUCCUCCAAUCCUUCAAUGGCGAAAUCAAUGAAGCAUGAGAACAAUAACCCUUUCGACCUCCUUAACGAAGAACUCCUCUUCAUAAUCCUCGAUCAUCUCUCCAUUGACGACCACCUCUCUGUUAAAUCAUUUUCUCUCUCCUCAAAAUUAUUCCACUCCGCCGAAUCACAACACCGAAGAUCCGCCAAACUCCUCCGACCCGAAUUCCUCCCUUGCGUUCUUCGUCGUUACCCGUUUCUCUCUCAUCUCGACCUCUCUCUCUGUCCUCGAAUCACUGAUACCCAGCUCCAAACGACGUCGUCUUUGGGACCCGUUUUGCGGUCCAUUAAGCUGACUUUGUGUAGGUUUGUAACCGGGUUAGGGGUUUCGGAUCUGGUAUCAAAAUGCCCGAAUUUGGUGGAGCUGGAUCUUAGUAAUGGUACUGAGCUUAGUGAUUCUGCUGCUGCCGCCAUUGCUGGAGCACAGAAUUUGGAGAGGUUGGUAAUGGUGAGAUGUAAACGGGUUUCGGAUAUGGGUAUUGGGUGUAUUGCUGUUGGUUGUAAGAAAUUGAAGAGGGUUAGUUUGAAAUGGUGUUUAAGGGUUACUGAUUUAGGGGUUGGUCUUCUUGCCCUUAAAUGCAAGGGCCUUUGCUCUUUGGAUCUUUCUUAUGUUCCGAUUACAGAGAAAAGCCUUAAGCCUAUAUUGCAAUUAUCUUCUCUGGAAGAUCUAGUGUUAGUGGGAUGUCUUGGCAUUGAUGAUGACGGACUUGGUUUACUUGAAAAAGGUCACACUAUGUUAAAGACACUUGAUUUAUCCAACCGUCAGAACAUCAGUCACACUGGUUUAGCCAAUUUGACUAGAGGUGCUGGAUCCCUGAAAGAGAUCAUAUUGGCAUAUGGCUCAGCUGUUACUCUUGACAUAGCGAAGUGUCUUCAGAAUCUCUCAAUGUUGCAGUGUCUGAAGUUAGAUGGUUCCCCAGUCACUUGCUCUGCAUUGAGGAUGAUAGGAAACUGGUCUGGUUCUCUCAGGGAGCUGAGCCUGAGUAAAUGCUCAGGUGUAACUGAUGAAGGAAUUGCCUGUAUCGUCAGGAAGCAUACAGAAUUGAGAAAAUUAGACAUCACUUGCUGCCGCAAGAUAUCAUUGGUGUCAAUUGACUGUAUCACAAGGUCAUGUACUGCUCUCACUUCCCUUAAGAUGGAGGCUUGCUCUCAUAUCUCUGCAGAUGCUUUUGUAUUGAUUGGACUGCGUUGUCGAGUCUUGGAGGAAUUGGAUGCAACAGACAAUAAUAUAGAUGAUGAAGGUCUAAAAUCUAUUUCUAGAUGUUCUAGGCUUUCCUGCUUGAAGUUAGGGAUCUGUCUUGGCAUUACUGAUGAAGGGUUGAUUCAAGUUGGGAUACAUUGCUCUAAGCUAAAAGAGAUUGAUUUAUACAGAGCCGUAAGAAUAUCUGAUAAAGGCAUUGCAUCAGUAGCUGAAGGCUGCCCUAUCCUUGAGUUGAUCAACAUAGCAUAUUGUGAUCAAGUUACGGAUGUCUCUCUAAUAAUGUUAUCAAAUUGUUCGAGAUUAAAAGCAUUGGAAGCUAGAGGUUGCUCUCAUAUCACAUCAAAAGGUCUGGCAGCCAUUGCUGCUGGAUGCGGGCAACUUGCUGUCCUAGACAUAAAGAAAUGUUUCAGAAUUGACAACUCCGGAAUGAUUCCUCUGGCUCGUCAUUCUUUGAACCUCAAACAGAUAAAUCUGUCGUAUUGCUCAGUUACAGAUGCUGGACUGUUAGCAUUAGCGAGCAGAAGCCCAUUGCAGAACAUGACGGUAUUACAUCUGGCUGGAUUGAGCCCAAAUGGGCUAGCAGCAGCCUUGCUGGCAUGCAGGGGAUUAAAGAAAGCGAAGAUCCACGAAUCCUUUAAAGCUCUGCUUCCUCAAAUCCUUCUUGAUCACAUGGAGAGCCGUGGUUGUGUGUUUCACUGGAGAGACAAAGCCUUUCAGCCUCAGGUUGACACAGACCCAUUGAACUGGAACCUACAGAGUAAUAGACACUCCUGACCCAUUUGACACUCCAUUUGGACCUGGAAGAAGAAACACAUACGACGACUAUGAGUACUAAUUUAUUGUAAUUUUAUUUAGCUUUCCUUUUUCCUGUUUCUCCCCUAAUCACUAAUCUGUUGUUUGUGCUUUUUUUUUUUUUUUUUUUUAUUAUUUUUUUAUAUAGAAAGAAACCUCAUGAAAUCGGCAAUAAUGAGGCAUAUCUGAUAAGGACUUAAUUUAACACAAGUAUGUUAAUUAAUUAAAAUAAUUAUAGUACGUUGUCAACUGCGUGAUAUUGUUAUUUUUUAAGUGUGGAUAACUUAUAAAUUUAUUAUGGUUGUAUUAAUGUCAACCAACCAAAUGAGGUUGACAAGAUUUCAUACAGAA
Molecule: messenger RNA, 2685 nt
Organism: Chenopodium quinoa (quinoa)
Lineage: Eukaryota; Viridiplantae; Streptophyta; Magnoliopsida; Caryophyllales; Amaranthaceae
Product: F-box/LRR-repeat protein 3-like
Exons: 8
Coding region: 181-2316 (711 amino acids)
Biological process (GO): SCF-dependent proteasomal ubiquitin-dependent protein catabolic process
Cellular component (GO): SCF ubiquitin ligase complex
Molecular function (GO): protein binding
Source: RefSeq, a predicted model, not a curated record